Molecule: messenger RNA, 1635 nt
Organism: Penicillium diatomitis
Lineage: Eukaryota; Fungi; Ascomycota; Eurotiomycetes; Eurotiales; Aspergillaceae
Gene: mfsA
Product: glucose-inactivated glycerol proton symporter STL1
Exons: 1
Coding region: 1-1635 (544 amino acids)
Biological process (GO): transmembrane transport; carbohydrate transport
Cellular component (GO): membrane
Molecular function (GO): carbohydrate:proton symporter activity
Source: RefSeq, a predicted model, not a curated record
AUGUGGACAACCACCUCUGGCCUUCGGGGCAGGAAGCUCCGUCUUGCCAUCACCUUCACUUCGGUCAUCGGUUUCUCCCUCUUCGGUUAUGAUCAGGGUUUGAUGUCCGGUAUCAUCUCGGGUAACCAGUUCACCCAGGAGUUCCCGGCGCUCUUCAUUCCUAGCAAGAGCUCUCCCGACUACUCUGCCUCCUACUCUCAACAUGUCUCCGUCCUCCGUGGUGCCGUCACCGCGUGCUACGAAUUGGGUUGUUUCUUCGGUGCCAUAUUCACCCUGUGCUUUGGUGAGCGCAUCGGUCGUACGCCUCUGCUAGUCGCCGGUGGUAUCCUCAUGAUCGUCGGCACUGUCAUCUCCAGCGCCGCCUUCGGCCCGCAUUGGGGUCUGGGGCAAUUCGUCGUGGGUCGUGUCGUCUCGGGUCUCGGCAACGGUAUGGACACUGCCACCAUCCCCGUCUGGCAGUCUGAAUGUUCUCGCGCCCACAACCGUGGUUUCCUGGUCUGCUUCGAGGGUGCCAUCAUCGCUGUCGGUACCUUGAUCGCCUACUGGAUCGACUUUGGUCUGUCUUACGUCGAGAGCUCCGUCCAAUGGCGAUUCCCCGUGGCCUUCCAGAUUCUCUUCGCCAUCCUCGUCAGUGUCGGCGCUAUGAUGCUUCCUGAGUCUCCCCGUUGGUUCGUCAUGCAGGGCAAGGAUCAGGAGGCCCUGGAGGUGUUGGCCGCGCUCAACGACAGCUCUCCCGAUGCCGAGGACGUGCUCGUCGAUUUCAACAUGAUGAAGGCCGACUUCAACGCCGAGAACGGUGCCAAGGCCAGCUGGAAGACCUUGUUCACUGGCGGCAAGACUCAGGAGUUCCAGCGUAUGAUGAUCGGUUGCUCCGGUCAGUUCUUCCAGCAGUUCACCGGUUGCAACGCCGCUAUCUACUACUCCACCUUGCUGUUCGAGCAGAACCUGGGCAUGAAGCACCGUCUGUCUCUGAUUCUGGGUGGUGUCUUCGCCACUGUCUACGCCUUGGCGACCAUCCCCUCCUUCUUCAUGAUUGAGAAGGUCGGUCGUCGCAAGCUCUUCCUCAUCGGUUUCGCUGGUCAGGGUCUGUCCUUUGUCAUUACCAUGGGUUGCUUGAUCGCCGGUGGCCAGGGCCCUACCAAGGGCGCCGUCGUCGGUAUCUUCCUCUUCAUCUGCUUCUUCGCGUUUACCACGCUGCCCCUCCCCUGGAUCUACCCUCCCGAGAUCAACCCUCUCCGCACUCGUACCAUGGCUGCCGCCGCCUCCACCUGUACCAACUGGAUCACCAACUUUGCCGUCGUCAUGUUCACUCCCGUCUUCUCCGACGCUUCCCCUUGGGGUAUCUACCUCUUCUUCGCUCUGGUCAACUUCAUCGGCCUGCCCUUCGCGUGGUUCUACUACCCUGAGACGGCCGGUCGUGACCUGGAGGAGAUGGAUCUUAUCUUCGCCAAGGCUCACAUCGAGAAGAAGUGGCCCUACCAGAUCGCCCAGACUCUUCCCAAGCUCUCUCCUGGGGAGAUUGCUUCCAUGCUCCGCGAAGUCGGUCUGGAUUCCUCGGACCCUCGCCACUCUGCCGAGCACGAGAAGGCCGAGAUGGCCAUGUCAAGUGGAAACUCGGACAACGAGAAGAACUAA